Messenger RNA from Aspergillus candidus, 307 nucleotides. RefSeq lists its product as uncharacterized. The record is from RefSeq and is a predicted model, not a curated record. The transcript has a single exon. Bases 7 to 162 code for a protein of 51 amino acids. NCBI's taxonomy places the organism in Eukaryota, Fungi, Ascomycota, Eurotiomycetes, Eurotiales, Aspergillaceae.
CAGAGAAUGAUGCACUUGGUCAUGCCCGCUUGGGCCAUCUUGAUUUGUUCGUCCUGUGUUGGAUCGUCUUCUGCGUUCCAUGGAUUUGUCCUGGCCCCACUUCCCGGGCUGGUCCAAGCUAUCAUCCAUUUCGACUCCCCUGGACUGAAAAUACAAUGGUAGUUUGAUGUGAGAAUCAAAUAGAGUAUGAAAUAGAAUAUAAAAUGCAACGAAAUAGAACGAAAACAAGAAGUGAUAAAGCGGGAGACAAUAAGUAAGACUAGGUAGACAAAUAUAGGAUAAGUUAAAAGUAGGAAGACAAGUAAGA